UUGCGAUUAAAAACAUUUUCUAGUCGAUGGUUGUUGAUGUUGUAAAUAUUCAAGUUUAAGUAAUAAAUUAUGUAUUUUAUUUACUUGUACGGACGUCAUUAAUUUAUUUAUAUACAUAAUAAUAUAAUAUAGUAUAGGUAAUAAGUACAGUAGAAAUAACUAUAACGAGCAUCGCUUAGAACGAGAUACUGCUCACAACAAGCAAAACAUUAGGUCCCGGCACGAGCGCAUAUGAUUGUAUGUUGAAAUAUACGUUUACAACGAGUAUGGUUAUUACGAGUUAUCGGCUAUAACGAGUAAAAUAAAGCUAACUUGACUAACGACCUUCCGGUUACUACGAACAAGUACCUGCAAGAUACGAACUAUUUUCGUAUUUAGGUCGAUUAAUCAUUGACAUAUUAUUAUCUUUAGUUAUGUAGAUAUGGAUUACUUAUUAAUAAUAAACAUUAUUCUUACAAAUUCUGGUGUUUUAAAGUUAAUAAAAUUACAAAUAGCGUCAGUUGUGUGUAGACGUUCCACCAUGUCGUGUCGUCAGUUUACGUUGGACGAAAAAAUCGGUAUAAUCGUGCGUUUAGAAAAUGGUGAGAAAAACAGCGUAAUUACAAAAGAAUUCGGCACCUGUUCGUCGAAAACUUCAACCAUAUGGAAGAACCGGGAUAAGUUGAAAAAUAUGUUUCAAACCACGUCACUUAACGCAAAACGAUUGCGCACUGCACAUCAUAAGGACCUUGAAGAAGCUGCACUAGUAUGGUUCAAACAACAACGGUCAUUGAAUGUGCCUAUAAGUGGUCCUAUUUUGCAAACAAAAAUUGACCAACUGGCUGAAAAAAUGAAAACUGAAAAUGUCGAAUACUCUGCAUCUUGGAUUCAGCGUUUCCGACAGCUACACAACAUUGGUUUCGGCAAGAUCUCAGGUGAGUCAUCUACAGUUAAUACUGAUAUCUGCUUUAACUGGUUGGCUAACGUUUGGCCGUCCCUUCGAGCAGGUUACUGUGAUGAUGAAAUUUAUAAUGCCGAUGAAGCGGGCCUUUUUUUUCAAAUUAACUCCUGAUAAAACU
Messenger RNA from Acyrthosiphon pisum (pea aphid), 1058 nucleotides. RefSeq names its product tigger transposable element-derived protein 4-like. The record is from RefSeq and is a predicted model, not a curated record. The transcript has a single exon. Gene Ontology annotation, cellular component: nucleus. Lineage: Eukaryota; Metazoa; Arthropoda; Insecta; Hemiptera; Aphididae. Gene Ontology annotation, molecular function: DNA binding. The coding region runs from base 422 to 1051 and encodes 209 amino acids.